AUGACCUCAACCACUCCUUCACAAGGCCUCGCCGUGAAAGAUGCCAAGCUCCUCCUCGAACAUCCCUACCUCCCAAUGGAAGCAGGAGUCGCACACACCGAAGACGGAAUGCUUCACAUUGCGGCCUCAACCUACAUGAAAGACUGCACAGGCGAAAUGAUAGAUUGGUGGUUUGGUUGGAUCCACACAACAGACCAAUACCUCCUCUGGCACCCCCGAGAUCAUGUGUUUUCCGACUGGGAAGGGCCACGGGACAACAACAGUACCUAUAUUGGGGGUCAUCACUUGGUGCACGAGUAUAUUGGUGGCCAGCUACAGAAACUGAAGAUCUCUUUCAAGGAUCCGAGUGAAUAUUUCGGUCCCGGAUGGGAGACUGCAUUCAAGGACGCUGGAUACUCCACCGCUAUAUGUGGAAGAACAGGACAAUGGGAUGACGAAAAGAACGAAGUGGUUUAUGUCGGGCAUUUGAUUCAUUUGAUUAAAAUUGAGCCCGAUGGAGUAAGGAUGCGGUCCCGGUUCUGGAUGGGAGACGUCGAUGGAAUAACCGAUCCUGAAGCGAGGAAGGCGGCCGUGCCUUUGGAAUUUGGUAUAGGGCUUUUGCAGCAUGCCACUGAGGAAAUGGCUAUCUUGGCCACUAUUCUACCUGAGAUGUAUAAUAAACACUCGAAGAAAGAUUAA
Molecule: messenger RNA, 678 nt
Organism: Penicillium pulvis
Lineage: Eukaryota; Fungi; Ascomycota; Eurotiomycetes; Eurotiales; Aspergillaceae
Exons: 1
Coding region: 1-678 (225 amino acids)
Molecular function (GO): hydrolase activity
Source: RefSeq, a predicted model, not a curated record